UUCCGUUUGCGUUUGGAUUCCUCGUCGUCCUCGGACUCCGACAACGACAAGCGGCCGUGCCCCUCGGCGCCCGCCGCCGAGGUCAAGCCCUCCUUCUCCGACUCCGCAGCUGCAGCGGCCGCCGAGGCUAAGGCCAAGGUGUUCCGCCUCUUCGGCCGCGAGCAGCCCAUCCACAAGGCCCUCGGAGGAGGCAAACCUGCUGAUGUAUUGCUGUGGAGGAACAGGAACAUCUCUGCUGGAGUACUUGAUGGUGUCACUGCAAUCUGGAUCCUCUUUGAAUGCCUUGGCUACCAUCUUCUGACCUUCAAUUGCCAUGGUCUCAUAUUCUCUCUGGGUGUUCUCUUUCUCUGGUCUAACGCCUCCUCGUUCAUCAACAAGUCUCCCCCACGGAUCCCAGAGGUGAUCAUUCCUGAAGAUCUGGUUGUCAACAUUGCACUAUCUACUCGCUAUGAGAUCAACAGGGCCUUUGUCAAUCUUCGCCAGAUUGCUCUUGGUCGGGACAUAAAGAAGUUCCUUAUGGAUGCCGCAGCAGGUGGCAGUACCAUGGAGAUGAGGAUGCGGAACAGUGGGUGUUCGCAGGGACGUACGCGGAUGAGCUCUUUGAAAAAGAGCUGGCUCAAUGCUACAAUGGAUAGAAUGAAGAUUUUAUGUUCCCAUGAGCCACAUUGCAUAAAUUUGCAAGAUGGUUCAGCAUGGAGUUUACAACCAAGGGAUGGGCUACAUGCAACCACAGGUUAUGUAUCCUACUUCUAUUUGUUAGUGAAACAAUGCUAUAGUAAAUCUCUGAUACUAAACAUGUCACAAAAUUUCAAACACUACAUUAUUUCACUGGCAAUUUUCUCCCUGUACACAAUCAGUAUCACAAUGGGGAUACCUGAAGGGCAAAAACUGAAGACAGAAGCAAUUUAUGUUUUGGGUGCAUUGAGUUUACACAAGGAGUGCAUGUGGGACUCCUCUCAUCCAGGGGGAGCUGCUAGACUAUCAAUAGCCAUCGGUGUCUACAUUAUGUUCUACGAGUACUUUUGUUUUCAUUUCUUAGCAAUGUAAUCGCCUAUGCUGUAACCGUAUGUUCCAAACUCUUUCUUCUUAAAUGAAAGGCAGUGCUCCUGCCAAUGUUUUGAAAAAACUGUGGAGCACCCUCCUGGAGUCCUUCCCAGUACAA
Molecule: messenger RNA, 1162 nt
Organism: Setaria italica (foxtail millet)
Lineage: Eukaryota; Viridiplantae; Streptophyta; Magnoliopsida; Poales; Poaceae
Exons: 7
Source: RefSeq, a predicted model, not a curated record